AUGAUGGACAAAUCGAUCGAAGCGAAUUGUCUCAUCUCAUUUCAGCUAUUGUAUGAUUCUUUAUUUGUAGUUAAAAUCAUUUCAUUUCAUUUUCAGUAUGAUCGUGCUGGAGUAAAAGAUCGUCAAGGUGAGAAAAAUCCUCAAAGUCGUGCAAAAGCAAUUAUUAAUAAACUUGAUAUUCAUCAACAAUCAAAUUUUGGUCAUUAUAUAAUGAUAGCAUUAACUACAACAGGUACAAUCUACGUCGCAUUGUCAAACAUAUAUGAUGUUCAACAAAAUUCAAUUUUUAUUCAACCACUUGUAUACUGUAAAUUUAUAAGAUAUAGCCGUUAUAAUCCUACAUCAACUCAACCAGCUGUUACACGUGAUUUUGAUGUUGUCGUCAAUGCAGAAGGUUUAAAUAAUGGUAUUACAUUAACAUUAUCAGCAUUACCCGUAGUCGAAGCUCGUUAUGGUUUGACAAUUACAGCAACUGAUGCUCAAGGUUAUUCAUUUGUCGAUAACAAACCCAUUAUGUUAACCCAGAAAGGUCAAGUUAAUGAAAACCUACCUCCGGUGCGAAAAACUUUAUAUCCCAUAUUGGAUUCCAAUAUGCAAGCACCGGCUGCUCAAGUUCGAAACAAUGCUCUUUAUCAUUUUCCUAAUUUCGGUACAAAUUGA
Molecule: messenger RNA, 660 nt
Organism: Rotaria sp. Silwood2
Lineage: Eukaryota; Metazoa; Rotifera; Eurotatoria; Philodinida; Philodinidae
Source: the annotation of a GenBank genome assembly